Molecule: messenger RNA, 1338 nt
Organism: Sander lucioperca (pikeperch)
Lineage: Eukaryota; Metazoa; Chordata; Actinopteri; Perciformes; Percidae
Product: aspartic acid-rich protein-like
Exons: 3
Coding region: 520-1020 (166 amino acids)
Source: RefSeq, a predicted model, not a curated record
AGUCAAAAGGGUCUAACUCUGUGCCACUGCAUAACUAUAGAUGUGUUAAAAAAUAAUGAGAAUAUAUAUACAUAUAUAUAUCUGAGUCCUGAUCGGGAGGUAAUGUCCGAUUCUGAUCGAGUCUGAAAUCACGUGAUCGGGCCCGAUUUCCGAUCACGUGAUCGGAUCUGGACAUCCCUAUAAAUAACAUUUAAUAAUAUUUACUUGCUGACCAUUGUAGAAUUGAGAACUCUCUGCUGAACAUUGAAACAAAACACCGCAUUGGGAGAAGAUGGAAAGAAUCUGAUCUAGACUUCCAGUCUACCCUUAAAGAUGUUGACAGUGACCUCAGAGGCCAACUUAUAUGCAAGGCUAGAACUGAAUCAAGGGAGAGAGCAGUCCUCCUCCAUCUGAAAAGAAAAUAUCCAGAUGGGCAGGGCAUUGCUAUUAGACUGUCCAAGCAGGUAGCCAACUCCAACAAGAGACUGAGACAAGCAAUCAAGGAAUACAACAGUAUUCAGUGGCCACUGGCCACCGCAGAUGAGCAUCUUCCCUGCAACAAUUGAUUUUCAGGAAGCAUGCGAUCCCUCUUGGCCUGUCUACUUCUGCUCUGAUGACACUAUUGAAGAAGAUGAUGUUUCAAGGGGUCUAAAAAGGCGUGGAAUUGAUGCCUUACAUAUGAGGACACGGGCAGCUGAAGAAAAGCACAUGCUUUACCAGGAAAUGAGAACUGUAACUGAACACCUCAAUCAGCAGCAUUUCUUUCUGUGUUCUGCCAUCAAUGACACAGAGCAGCCUGGUGCAAAAGCUGCUCUCAUCCACCGUCUCAAACAGCUGGAAAGAAAGCUACAUCAUGCCACUGUGAUGUUUCACCAACAUGUACCAGACAUUGUUCCUGCAACACAUAGUUAUGUCGUCCCCUACCUGUCUCAGGACCUCCCCAUGUCAAGUGUACAGACACUGGUAGAUGAUGAUGAUGAUGAUGAUGAUGAUGAUGAUGAUGACGACCAUGACCAUGACCAUGACCAUGACAGCAACUAGCACUGUAAGCACUCAUGACUAGAGCUGGUUUGCUGCUUCUUGGUUUUUAAUGAAUAGUUUGAGCAAGCUUGUAUGCUUUGCUAUUUAUCAUUCAAAAUGUCUCCUUAAUUCAGCGCUAACCAAAAUUCAUCAAACUCUGACAGUUUAGGUUCUGUGUGUUUUCAUUGUAACUGAUCAGGAUCUAAUUGAUGCUGUGCUGCUGAUUAGUUGAUUAGUCUAACUGCAAAAAAGUGAGCUGUGGACUGUUAACUGCCAAUGUGAACCAAAAAAAUGAUUUAAACAAGCUGUUUUUGGACAAUAAACACUUUUUUGUAUAAG